This is a messenger RNA of Acanthoscelides obtectus, 1569 nucleotides long. The record is from the annotation of a GenBank genome assembly. NCBI's taxonomy places the organism in Eukaryota, Metazoa, Arthropoda, Insecta, Coleoptera, Chrysomelidae.
AUGGAUGUUGUGCAAUUAAUAAAUAGUGUAUAUCACAGAAGGGCUAUAUGGGAUCAGAGUCAUCCAGAUCAUCGCAACCGAUACGUGCUAGAUAAGUUAUGGGAGGAGGUAGCCAAUGAAUGCAAUAAUCAGUCGGUUAAGAAAGUUUCUGAGAAGUGGAAAAAUCUACGUGAUUAUUUCAGAAAAGAACUGAAGAAAAUACCUCUGCCCCGGUCUGGUGAUCCAGGCGAAGAGGCUCUUAAAAAGAGCUCCUGGCCUCAUUUCAAAAGUUUAUUGUUUCUGAGAGACCAGUUUCUGCCGAGAUCCAGUCAUAGCAACCUGUUGGAUCCCGACAAUGACACACAAGUUUCGACACCCUCUACGCAGAUGGAUGAAAAUGAUGGUGACUAUGACGAAGACGAAAUGGACGAAACGCAGGGUGUAGAAACGCAGGAAACAGAACCCGACCACACAGAAUCAGUCACUCCAAUUCAAAGCACACCAAAAGAACCACGAACUAUUCUAAAGAAUAGGGCCCGAAAACGGUCAAAUCAACUUGACGCUUUUCUUGAGAUAGAGAAGAAAAAACUACAAUAUUUAGAUGAGAAACGUGUCGCUGCAGACCGUGGCAGAGCCCUACCAGUCACAGAUGACGAUAAACUGUUUUUUGAUAGCCUUUUGCCCCACGUGGUGAAAAUUAGGCCUCAUCGAAAACUUCAGUUCCGCAAUCAAAUUCAAAAUUUGGUUCAGAAGUAUGCCUAUGAAGAGUACUCGAACAAUCAGUCCACCAUCAAUUUUCCAAAAACAUCAGAGGAGUGGCAAGAAAUAGCUUAUAAUAUUGAAACCAGAUGGAACUUUCCUAAUUGUGGAGGAUCUAUUGAUGGUAAACAUCUGCGAAUUGUUAAACCAGCCAACAGCGGGUCAUAUUUUUUUAACUACAAAGACUAUCACAGUAUAGUUCUCAUGGCCCUUGUUAAUGCUGAUUACGAAUUCAUAUAUGUUAAUGUAGGCUGUAAUGGGCGAGUUUCUGAUGGAGGGGUCUUAGAAUAUACAAAAUUUUACGAUAAACUUAUAGAAAAAAAGCUAAAUUUGCCUUCUAAUGACGUAACAAAGCAUAAUUUAAAUUUCGUUUUUGUGGCAGAUGAUGCGUUUGCAUUACAUGAAAAUAUUUUAAAACCUUUCCCGGGAAACAAUUUAACAAAAGAAGAAUCUAUUUUCAAUUAUAGACUUAGCCGUGUGCGCCGCACGGUUGAGAACGCGUUCGGUAUAUUAGCUAAUCGCUUUCGAGUAUUCCAUACUCCAAUUAAUAUGCAACCUGACAAAAUUGACAAAAUUGUACUAGCAGCUUGCGCGUUGCAUAAUUUUUUGAGACGUUCUAAAACUUCAUAUAUAACGAGAAAUGAUGUUGACACCGAAAUUAUUGACACAGGGGAUAUAAUAAGGGGAGACUGGAGAGCAGAAAGACCAUUAGAUAAUUUACAACCAGGAUAUGGUCGUAAUGCUUCACGUGAAGCCAAAGAAAAUAGAGUGAAUUAUAAAAAUUUCUUUAAUACUGUUGGAAAAGUUUCCUGGCAAGAAAAUUUUAUUUAA